AUGGCUGGUAGAUAUGUUAACGAGGAUACCGUCGAAUCUGAACGUCCAUUAAAAGUAUGUGCGGAGGCAGGCAGAAAAUGUGUGCGAAACAUACACCAAUAUCCCGUCCUCUCGGCCGAGUGGAUUGCUUUAGUGGAUUCCCUGAAGCAGCUGUCAAGACUUGUGCAGCUCGAAGGCAGAAUGCCAGCAAAUCCCAAGGUUCUUGAGGCUCAAGGACGAGACAUGGCCUCAGAAGGAACUCUCUGGGACCAGGAGGCGCACGAGAAUGCAAUUCGCAUUUUGGUCGAAGAAGCUAAAGUCAACCUAUGUCUCAGGAUGAUGUAUGACUUCAAGAAAUGGCAGCAAAAUCCAGCCGAGAGGCAAGCAACAAUUGAGGAAGCCAUCAAGGCUUACGACUCCACAGAACUGCAGCUCGAACAGAAGUGCAUUCAGUUUGAGGAAUGCCUGGGCACGCUUCUUCGGAAGGCCUUCAUGCAUGUGGAAACCUUGCAGCUUAUGGACAUUCCCCUGCUGAUUGAGCAUUGCGUGUUCAUCCUCCAGGGCUGCUUCAGUUCACUCGGUGACAGUCUAGGAGACACUCGCCUCCAAGAAUCCGUGGUCUUGUACUACUUUGGCUCCUUGAUGAAGCAUGCCGAGGCGCUGAACAACUCGGAGCUGCUUGCACGGAGCCGGGAGCUUCAACUGGUGGAGCUGGCGGUGAGCCACUUCCUCCGCUUCGCAGACCAGUUUCAGGAAGAUCUGAAGCUUAGCCUCGCAGAAGGGCUUUCAGCAAUGGCUGAUAACGAGGAUUUCAUGACCGAAUGGGAGUCCUUCUUCCCAAGCCCAGAUGCGAAAGCGACCUUCUUAAUGCUUCAAGAAAAGCUAACAACUCCUAUCUUGGAGGAAAAGCCAGAAAAGCGAAGGGAAAUCAGACCUCUUUUGGACUUCUUCAAUGCCAUCAAGCGUUCCAUGUGA
This is a messenger RNA of Symbiodinium pilosum, 954 nucleotides long. The record is from the annotation of a GenBank genome assembly. NCBI's taxonomy places the organism in Eukaryota, Dinophyceae, Suessiales, Symbiodiniaceae.